This is a messenger RNA of Aphanomyces invadans, 357 nucleotides long. RefSeq lists its product as hypothetical. Bases 1 to 357 code for a protein of 118 amino acids. The transcript has 3 exons. The record is from RefSeq and is a predicted model, not a curated record. Lineage: Eukaryota; Oomycota; Saprolegniomycetes; Saprolegniales; Verrucalvaceae.
AUGGCUCAAGCAUCAGAAGCUUCCCCGUCGUCAAAAGGCCCCUGCGUCAGAUCUACGUCGGAUGAUGAUACCGAGCACAAACCAUUCGUAGCCCCGGACGACGUAAAGGAGAAGUACCAUGCGUUGCUGUCGACGAUGGAGCAACAACGAACGCAACAUGCCAUCGCAGUCAAAUCGGGGCACGAUGUGCAUCCGUCCCACCACGUGCACGCCCCCCGCAACGUCGACAAGCACGAGCCGCUUGAAAAGCACGUGCGAACGGGACUCCCUCAGCCCAACAUUGUACAUCAAAAACACAUCAUGCAGCCCAAGGAAGACAAGCCGAAUCGGUGCAGCGCCAAGAUAACCAAGUUGUAA